Messenger RNA from Mesorhabditis spiculigera, 3186 nucleotides. The record is from the annotation of a GenBank genome assembly. NCBI's taxonomy places the organism in Eukaryota, Metazoa, Nematoda, Chromadorea, Rhabditida, Rhabditidae.
AUGCCCAGCUCGGGAAAGUUGAAGACGCGGAAGCGGCGGGCCGAUGCGGUGAAGCCGGCCGCCGAGCUAGAAGCCGGGGAUGACGACCCGAAUGCAGUGAUGCUAGGCCCGAAAAAGAAGAAGAUCAAAAAGGCGGCCGACGAGAAGCAGACCAAGUACAACCUGAAGCGCCGCGCGAUGAAGGAGCGCAAAGAGGCCAAGCUCACCAAGAAGGCGCGCAAGCAGCUGGCCGCUGUGGCCAAGCGGAAAGAGGAUAGGCAAACGAGAGACGAACUGCUCGAGGAGCUCUACAAGGUACAGCUGGACCCCUCGGAAUCGGCAAAGCUCGCCUCGGUGACGCAGCUGAGGAGGAAAAAGCACGGGAAGACGAUCCCGGAAAAAGAAAGCUUCGUGAUCAGCGACGAGAAGGACGUGGGCGAGCUGCGAGUGGUGAAGCAAAAGAUCCGUGUCGCCGAGACGAUCCACAACCGAGCACGAAAACCCCAGCUGCCGCUCAAGCAAUCCCGCGAGGUCGACGACGAUUUGCCGGCCAUCAUCUCGAGCGCCACCAAUUCGAAGGCUCCAACUGGGCUGAAACCGAUCGUCGUCGGGACGCGCGACCCCGAAAUCGAGGCCCAGCGCCAAAAGCUGCCCAUCUACAAGGAGGAGCAGCCGAUCGUUGAGGCGAUCCACGAGAAUUUGGUCACGGUGGUGAACGGCGAGACGGGCUCCGGAAAAACUACCCAAAUUCCACAGUUCCUCUACGAGGCCGGCUACACGGCGCUGGGAAUGAUUGGUAUCACCGAGCCGCGUCGUGUCGCCGCCGUCAGCAUGGCGAAGCGCGUCGGCGUCGAGCUGGGCCAGCCGGACAUUGUCUCCUACCAGAUCCGCUUCGAGGGCACGCGGACCGACGAGACGAAGAUACUGUUCAUGACCGACGGUGUGCUGAUGAAGGAGAUGCAGACGGACGUCAUGUUGAAAAAGUACUCGGUGCUGAUCAUUGACGAGGCCCACGAGCGCUCGAUGUACAGCGACGUGCUGAUCGGCAUGCUCAGCCGCAUCGUUUGCCUCAGAGCCGACACGAACCCGCUGAAGCUGAUCAUCAUGAGCGCCACGCUGCGCACCGCCGAUUUCACGCACAAAAAACUAUUCCCGACGCUCGACCCGAGGAUUCUGAGCGUCGAAUCGCGCCAAUUCCCGGUGACGCUCCAUUUUGAGAAGCGCACGCCUGCCGAUUUCCUGAAAGCCGCUUUUAAUAAGGCGUGCCGCAUCCACGAGGAGCUGCCGGCGGGCGCGAUGCUGAUCUUCGUCCCCGGGCAGGCCGACGUCAAGCAGCUCAUCAAGAAGCUGACCGCAAGAUACCCGGUGGUCUACGAGACGAGCAAGGACGGGCAGAAGCUGAUCCGCGGCUCGAAGCAGUGGAAGGAGGCUCGCGAACGGGAGCUGAAGAACAUGAAGCUCGAGGACUUCAAGGAGAACUCGCUGGCGCCGCCGCCGGCAAAUUGCGAGCCGCUCUACUGCCUGCCGCUGUACUCGCUGCUGUCGAGCGAGAAGCAGCGCCGCGUUUUCCAGGACUCGCCGCCCGGAACAAGGCUUUGCGUGGUCGCGACCAACGUCGCCGAGACGUCCAUCACCAUCCCCGGCGUGCGCUACGUGGUCGACUCCGGCUUCGAGAAACAGCGCCGAUACGACCCGGUGACUGGCGUCUCGCAGUUCGUGCUCGCCCGCUGCAGCCAAGCCUCGGCCGAUCAGCGAUCCGGACGUGCCGGCCGUGUCUCCGCCGGCCAUGCUUAUCGGCUCUACUCCUCACAGGUCUACCAGGAUUGUCAAAAGUUCUCGCGGCCCGAGAUCCUCGACAAGCCGGCCGACCAGCUCGUGCUGCACCUGAAGAGCAUGAACAUUGUCAAGGUUGUCAACUUCCCGUUCCCAUCUUCGCCGGACGAGGACGCGCUGAUCGCCGCCGAGGAGCGGCUCAUCAAGAUGGAGGCGCUGUCGGUGGGCACGCGAAAUGAGAAAACUGAAGCCCGGAUCACGGCGCUCGGGAAAUCAUUGGCCGUCUUCCCACUCGCCCCAUCGUAUGCAAAGGUCGUCGCCAUGGCCAACCAGCACGGGCUGAUGCCGUACGCGAUUGCGCUCAUCGCCGCGCUUUCAGUCCGAGAACCGAUGGUGAACGUGGCCACGCUACGCGGCUCCACGGAGGCCGAGACGAAGCAGCACAUGGUCAAUAUACUCAAGCUGCGCCGCAGUUGGCUCGGCAAAAACGCGCCGCGCCGCCUCGGCGACCUGGGCGUGCUGCUGAGGGCGGUCAGCGCCAGCGAGAAGUGCGAGAUGAUCCCUGAUGAAUGCGAAAUGAUGGGAAUGCGGUACAAGGCGAUGCUCGAGGUCCGCAAGAUGCGCGUCCAGUUGACGAACAUCGUGAACACGACGUUCGGCGUCGACGCGCCGUUCGAGCCGAUCCUGGAGCCGAUUGACGAUCAGAAGGCCCAAAUGUUGAGACAAGUGAUGGUCGCUUGCCUGGCCGACCGGAUCGCGAAGCGCGUCGACCAGACGACCGCCGAAGAGGUUCCGAAGGGCGCCUAUCAAUGCCAGAGUAUCAAGGAGUACGUCUUCAUCGACCAAACGUCGAUGCACUUCAUGGAGGAGCCCGAUUACGUGCUAUACCAGGAGAUUACACAGCUCGGCGGCAAGAAGUGCAUGCAGAACGUGAUGAGCGUAGACGAGGAGUGGCUGUACAAGUUGGCCGAGAACUACUGCACGUUUGGCGCGCCGCCGGCGGACAACAAGGGCGUCAGCUACAACCCGAAGAAAGACGCGCUGACCUGCUCGGUGUCGGUGGCGUUUGGGCCGUGCGCCUGGGAUCUGGGCACCACCGAGCGCCCGUUGCCGCAUAACAUCAACACGUACCGGCUGUUCGCGCAGUGCUUUUUGGCGGGACAGGUAAUCCCCGCCCUUGCCGAGUGGACCCCGAAGCUGUUGGCGCCGCCGACGACGAUGACCCGGGAGUGGGCGAAGCUGCAGCCGCGGACUGAGGCCGUGCUGAAUGCGCUUAUACGGAAAGAGACACUAUCCCGCGCCGCGCUCAUCGCCGUCUGGGCAAAGGAGCCUGAGUUCUUGCUGGACGAGGUGCAGGCGUGGCUCCCGCAGACGCUGCACACCAAGUUCCAGGCCGCCUGGCCGCCCGUCGACGCGAAGGAGGCCGGCAGAAAG